AUGGCCAAAAAUGCAAGCGUUCCGUACAAACAAUUUAUAGAAUUAGGUAAUCAGCUUGUAGUGGAGGAUAAACACAAUGCCGUAGACAUAUAUUGUCCACGACCAUCCUGCCGUUCUUUAAUAAUGCGUGCAAAGGUUGGACAGUUGGUUGAACGACCUAAAUCAAUGGUUCAGCGAUCGUUUCUAGACAUAGCCGACAGCGAUACAUCGGUGGCAGAAGACACAAGUGCAGAGGCCGAGGCAAUGCAGCAAUACUGGCAGUUGUCAAACAUGAUGGCUUUUGAAAAUAUUGGAUUUUCGAAAACGGUUGCAACUGGGUUGAAGUAUUUAUCUUGUGCCGACUGUGAUACUGGGCCUCUCGGAUACCAUGAUACCACAAAAGAAGCAGAGUGUUUUAUUGCUGUAGAUCGGGUUGGAUACGCGGCGGGCACAUAA
Messenger RNA from Paraglomus brasilianum, 435 nucleotides. The record is from the annotation of a GenBank genome assembly. NCBI's taxonomy places the organism in Eukaryota, Fungi, Glomeromycota, Glomeromycetes, Paraglomerales, Paraglomeraceae.